Molecule: messenger RNA, 1068 nt
Organism: Glossina fuscipes
Lineage: Eukaryota; Metazoa; Arthropoda; Insecta; Diptera; Glossinidae
Exons: 1
Coding region: 85-927 (280 amino acids)
Source: RefSeq, a predicted model, not a curated record
ACAAAAUUAUUAAUAAUAAUAAAGAAUAUUUUAUAAAUAUAUAACUACAACUAAGAGGAGAGAUUUACAUCAAAAUUUGGAAUCAUGUUAAAAGCAGAUUUCGAUGGCGAGCUAACAGCCGAUUUUCUAUUUCUUUUGGAUUUAUGCCGGAAUCCAGACGAGGUAUUUCACACUGGUUCACCCGAACACAAAUUAGCUAAGGCAUGGAUUGAUUUUUUGUGCACUUACACAUGUCAAACGGUAGCUGAACGACGUCUUAAAAAUGUGUACCUCAGUCAUUUAUGUACUGCUCUCGUAGAGGGUAAAUUGUACGGACCGUUUGUAAAAGCACCGGGAAAGGACAAAUUGGAAAUGGUUGACUUUAAAAAACCUAGCAGUGUAAUCGAACCAACGAAAUCAUGUCCACCUGGCACGCCCUGUCAUCUUUGUAGUCCACAACCCCCUCAUUGCGUUGCUGCUGGUCAAGUUGCUCAGCAAUCGACAUCGGCGGCGCCUGCAAUAGCAGCAUCAGCGCCAACAACAGCGGUGGUAGCAGUAAAUGCUGCAUCUGGAUCUACCCAACAGGCUCUCGCAGUUCCUUCUGCUGUUCAACAAGCCGCAGCGCAACAAACUUGCAUAGCAUACGCCCCUGUUUGCAUACCUUGUCCUGCUAGCAUGUAUACAGGGCAAUCAUCCACGCCCAUGGCACAAGUCUGUACUGCUCAUCAAUGUCCUGGAGCUCAAGCUCAAGCUCAAGGUCAAGGUCAAGCUUCUCCUGCUUUGGCGUGUGCCCUGCAAACUCUUCAAACACCUUCCGCGCAAAUUGCAUCUGCGCAAGCUACCCCUGGCCAACUUUACUCGCCACCUCAACCGCUUUUGUCGCCCUACACUGCUGCUCAAGUGUGCAUUGCUAGCUCACCAUACGGGGCUGCAAAAUUAGGUAAAUAAUAGCUAUUCAUUAUAUAUAAGUAUAUAUAGUAUUAACCAUCCAUACAUUAUGAUCUGAUCUGCUUUGCAGACAGUGUCUACCCAAGCGGAAUAACUACAAAUUGCGCUUGUGUACAACGUCCUUGCACAUGUGGUGGUCGU